AUGAAAAGAAAAACUUGUGAAUUACAAGACAGUGCAUAACAUUUACCUAAAGGAAAUGUUGUCAAUUAGUGUGUAAACAAUAUAGUAAAUAAACGUUGUGCAAAAACGCUAGAGCGAAAGUAAACAAUAAACAAUAACAAGUGUAAGAAGCAGCAGCGACAAAUCGAUCCAACUGAAAAGAAGUUGAAGUCAUGGCAUACCGCUUAAAAGCCACUAAAUGUCCCACAGAUGAAUUGUCGUUGACCAAUCGCGCCAUUGUUAAUGUAGCAGAUUUUCCCGAUGAUGUCAAAUAUGCAGACAUAUCGCCCGCCGCGGGCCAACAUUUCAUAUUCGCGCUGGAGAAGACUGUGGAGGUACCCAGCGGCUACGUUGGCUUCUCUCUGGUGCAGCGCAAGUGGGCCAUGGUGUCCAUUAACCAGGAACUGGAGGUGCGUCCGUAUCGUUUUGAUGCGAACUCUGACGUGAUCACGUGCGUGUCCUUCGAGACGGACUUUUUGCAAAAGAAGACCGUAUCGCAGGAACCGUAUGAUUCGGAUCAGAUGGCAAAGGAGUUCAUAAUGCAAUUCGCUGGCAUGGCGUUAACUGUGGGACAAUCGUUGGUGUUCAACUUCAAGGACAAGAAGCUGCUGGGGUUGGCUGUCAAGUCACUGGAGGCCAUAGAUCCCAAGACUUUGGGCGAAGGCAAGGAGCCGAGCAUGCGUAAUGUGCGCUUUGGCCGCAUCUUGGGCAACACUGUGGUGCAGUUCGAGAAGGCAGAGAACAGCUCGCUGAAUCUGCAAGGCAAAUCCAAGGGCAAGGUGGUGCGUCAGUCAAUCAUCAAUCCCGACUGGGACUUUGGCAAAAUGGGCAUCGGCGGUUUGGACAAGGAGUUCAAUGCGAUCUUUAGACGCGCCUUUGCAUCGCGUGUGUUUCCGCCAGAGCUGGUGGAGCAGCUGGGCUGCAAGCACGUCAAGGGCAUCUUGCUCUAUGGACCACCUGGCACGGGUAAAACCUUGAUGGCCCGUCAGAUUGGCACCAUGUUGAAUGCACGCGAGCCCAAGAUUGUCAACGGUCCACAGAUCUUGGACAAGUAUGUGGGCGAGUCCGAGGCAAAUGUGCGCCGUCUGUUCGCUGAGGCAGAGGAGGAAGAGAAGCGUCUUGGACCCAACAGUGGUCUGCAUAUUAUAAUCUUUGAUGAAAUCGAUGCCAUAUGCAAGCAGCGUGGCUCCGUGGCCGGCAACAGUGGCGUCCACGAUACUGUGGUGAAUCAGCUGUUGACCAAAAUCGAUGGCGUGGAUCAGCUCAACAAUAUCUUGGUUAUCGGCAUGACCAAUCGUCGCGAUAUGAUUGAUGAGGCGUUGCUGCGUCCGGGACGCUUGGAAGUGCAAAUGGAAAUCAGCUUGCCCAAUGAGCAGGGACGCGUGCAGAUCCUUAACAUACACACCAAGCGCAUGCGUGACUUCAACAAGAUCAACGACGAUGUGGACAACAAGGAGAUUGCGGCGUUGACUAAGAACUUCAGUGGCGCCGAGCUGGAGGGAUUGGUGCGUGCCGCACAGUCCAGCGCUAUGAAUCGAUUGAUUAAAGCCGAUGCCAAGGUGACUGUCGAUCCCGAGGCCAUGGAGAAGCUCAAGGUGAAUCGCGAUGACUUCUUGCAUUCCCUGGAGCAUGACAUCAAGCCCGCCUUUGGCACGGCUCAGGAGAUCUUGGAUAAUAUGCUAACGCGCGGCAUUAUCAACUGGGGCCAGCCGGUGGCCAGUUUGCUGGAGGAUGGCAUGCUCUAUGUGCAGCAAGCCAAGGCGCCAGAGUCCAGUGGUCUGGUCUCCGUGCUCGUUGCGGGUGCACCCAACUCGGGCAAAACUGCACUUGCCGCCAAGUUGGCCAAAAUGUCGGACUUUCCAUUUGUCAAGGUCUGCUCGCCCGAGGACAUGGUCGGCUACACUGAGUCCGCCAAGUGUCUGCAAAUACGCAAGAUUUUCGACGAUGCCUAUCGCUCCACGCUGAGCUGCAUUGUGGUGGACAAUGUGGAGCGUCUGUUGGACUACGGCCCCAUUGGUCCCAGAUAUUCCAAUUUAACGCUGCAGGCAUUGCUGGUGCUGCUCAAGAAGCAGCCACCCAAGGGGCGCAAGCUGCUCAUACUUUGCACAUCCAGUCGUCGUGAGGUGCUUGAGGAAAUGGAAAUGCUUUCAGCUUUCACUUCGGUGCUGCAUGUGCCCAAUCUAUCCAGUCCGGAGCAUGUGCUGGCCGUGCUGGAGGACAACGAUAUCUUUAGCAAGGGUGAAAUCCAAGCCAUUGGCAAAAAGAUGGCAGGCAAACGCGUUUUCAUUGGCAUCAAGAAGCUGCUGGGCCUCAUCGAUAUGGCACGCCAGACGGAGCCAUCUCAACGUGCCAUCAAAUUCUUAACCAAAAUGGAGGAAGAGGGCGGCUUGGACAUGGUAGCGCGUUAAGAGCGCAAAACGAUUCUAAAAAUCAAAGCAAAUUUAUUAAAUGCAAUCUCAAUUAUUAGCUGCUAAGUGCCCAAAAGAGAAACCUAUAUGAGCAAUCUUAACAGACAUUCCUAAUAUAUACAACACCGUUAUGCAUUUGUUUAUAUAGACAGCAGCUAUCAAUAGGCCACGUUUACUACAUAUAUACAACAAAUGGUAUCAAAAUACAUAUAGUAGUUGCUUAAAUGUUAAAAUUAUGUUUAUGACAACAUUUGAUUUUUGUU
Drosophila busckii is the source of this 2689-nucleotide messenger RNA. RefSeq names its product vesicle-fusing ATPase 1. Gene Ontology annotation, biological process: intra-Golgi vesicle-mediated transport; Golgi to plasma membrane protein transport; SNARE complex disassembly. Gene Ontology annotation, cellular component: Golgi stack. The record is from RefSeq and is a predicted model, not a curated record. NCBI's taxonomy places the organism in Eukaryota, Metazoa, Arthropoda, Insecta, Diptera, Drosophilidae. The transcript has 6 exons. Gene Ontology annotation, molecular function: ATP binding; ATP hydrolysis activity. The coding region runs from base 192 to 2426 and encodes 744 amino acids.